UUUGAUUUUGUUUCUACGUUUUCAUUCUCGUGCGUCGUUUUCAGCAAUUGCCGAAAUUUACACGCGCUCGUAGUAAAACAACAAAACGCGAGUUUAAUUACAAAGUUUGCAAGCAAUUUAACAAUAUUUCUAGCAUCUGAAAGUCGCAGACUUAUACAAAACAAAAAUGGUGGAUAAAAUUGAAAUGAGUCUGGAUGAUAUCAUUAAGUCGACGCGUACACAGAAGAAACCACAGAGCAGCGGUCGCGGAGGCCCGGGAGGAGCUCGCCGGUCUGGCGGCCAACAGCGCUUCGCUGCUGGAGGACCACGUCGUGGCGGUGGGCCAGCCGGUGGCUCGCCACGCAAACCAGCACCAGCUAGUGGUGCCGGUGGUGUGCUCAAAGGUCGCCGCGGUGGUGGCGGCGGAGGCGGUGGUGUCAUACAGAAGCCUCGGCUCGCACGGGGCGAUGUGAACAGCGCUUGGAAGCAUGAUAUGUACGAUGGUCCAAAGCGCAACGGUGGAGCAGGAGGAGGAGGAGGAGGCGGUACAGGACCAACACGUUUGAUUGUUGGCAAUUUGGACUAUGGCGUAUCAAAUACGGACAUCAAGGAGCUAUUCAAUGACUUUGGCCCCAUGAAGAAGGCGGCCGUGCAUUAUGAUCGUUCCGGUCGCUCAUUGGGCACCGCAGAUGUUAUAUUCGAGCGACGUUCUGAUGCCCUCAAGGCCAUUAAACAAUAUCAUGGUGUGCCAUUGGACGGUCGUCCCAUGACCAUACAACUCGCCGUCUCCGAUGUUGCUGCCCUAACACGACCAGUGCCCGCCGAUGAUGUGAAGCGUCGUGUGGGUGGCGGAUCAGGAGCACAGUUCAAGCGUGGUGGUGGACAAGCCGGCGGUGGACCGCGUCGCGGUAGUUUCCGGCGUCCAGCGGGUGGAAAGCCCGCUGCCGCAGCUGGAGGUCAACGUCGCGAACGAAAAGCCCCGCCAACUGCCGAAGAAUUGGAUGCCGAAUUGGACUCGUACAUUAAUGACAUGAAAAUCUAAUUAGCUAUAGUGAGAAACUGAUUUAGAGUAUAAACACAAAUAUGGACUUAUUGCGGUUCUACAAAAUGGAACCAGAAUAAUUCAACGAACCGAACUUGUGCACAGAGAACAGCUUUUAGUCAUAAUUACAACAAUUGAUUUUCAUAAAUUAUAUACACAUAAUGCUGUUUGGGCUUGCGCAUUAAAUAAUUAGUUGUUAAAUGUAUUGAUGUGGCGCCCUCUAGUUGAUAAGAUGUCUAAAAUACAAAUGGAUGUAUUUAUUCGUAAAUAUAAUAGUACUUUAUAAAAUAAUGACCAUCCCGUCACGAUAAUUAUUAAUUCUGGUGUAAUAAACAAUAGACUUAAUAUCGUCACUAAGCUCAGUAUAUCUUAAUAAUUGAACAUUUAAUUGCACAAACUUUCUAAUCUAAGGCCGUGCGAAUUUUAUCGCUGCAGAUUGAUCAAAUAUUAAAGUUAAUACCUUUUUGGUAACAAGA
Molecule: messenger RNA, 1497 nt
Organism: Drosophila innubila
Lineage: Eukaryota; Metazoa; Arthropoda; Insecta; Diptera; Drosophilidae
Gene: Ref1
Product: THO complex subunit 4
Exons: 4
Coding region: 167-1021 (284 amino acids)
Biological process (GO): mRNA export from nucleus
Cellular component (GO): nucleus
Molecular function (GO): mRNA binding
Source: RefSeq, a predicted model, not a curated record